UGUUUACACAGACAAUCUGCCCAAGUGAAAACAGACAAGGACAGCUUAAGGGAAUGGAGUGAGGUAGUUGAUUUAAACAAAGCUGACCAAAAUGUGUUAAUGGACUUUGAUGAAAAACAUGAUCAAUAUCUGAUACUCCUUCAAUGCAGAAACAGGGUAUUGAAAAGAUUAAAGGCAAAAGAUCCUAAAAAGAUACAACUAGAACGGUUAGAGCAAGGAUUUUCCGUCUAUGUAAAUGGCGCCAACUCUGAAUUAAAGAGACAACCAAGAUUUGAAGCAACUUCAAGAUCAGUGCGGACAGCUGAUUCUGCUGCAAGAACAACUUCGCACACUGAAAAGCUUCAAGAAUUAGAUGAAAUAAAACGUAGAACCCAAACUGCACCAGGCAAAGUUCAUCGUAAAGGUUGGGUGCAGAGUUCUGUCAAUAUUAAAACAGAGAAAGGAACGCAGUUGCACCUUGGUCCUCCCAUAGAUUACUCUGAUGAUUUUGAAGCUGAUGAAAGUGUUGAUAUGGAGACAGAGGAUAUACCACGUAAUUGUUCUCAGAUUCUUGCUGAUGAUUAUUCCAGGAUCAGAAACGACCCUUGUUUCCCAUCAAAGUCUUCCUUCGUAAAACCUGGAAGGAUAGCCGAUAACAGCGGCUCUGAUGGCAAUGAAAAAAUACUCCUGAACAUGCAAGAAGUUAAGAUGUUGAGAAGAAGCUUGCAGCAGACUGCUGACCUCCAGCUUAGUGAUGAAAAGAGCACUGGCAGUGAGGAUUCUGAUUCCCUAGAGGACGAGAAAAUUGGAGAGCAGAUUGAAACUCGAGAAUCAACAGACAGUCUGGAGAAUCUACAGCUGAACAAGCAAUCUUUCCAGAGGGCGCCAGAGGCUAAACAGUGUGCUUUACACCCUGGAGAUCUGAUUGUACUUGAAUUUGGGCCUGGUACAAAAAGUAAGUCUGGCAGUCGAAAAGUGCGAGCUUUGACAGCAGCUAGGAAAAAUGAUGCAGGAUCUUACAUUCCUUUGAAACCCAGUCUGGUGAAAAGUAAAUCUUUUGACAAAUUCACCUCUUCUUCUAACCAUCUUGGAGCAGACCUGAUUUCAACUCAAGAAAGUCGUCAAGAGCGGGUACUUUCUGCUGCAAGAAGGAAUAUAUGCCAGGUGAAGGAUCCAGAAUUAUCUGCUUCAAGUGUAUUUCAAGCCAUGCAGAAAGAAAAUGAAGAUAUGCUGAAAAGUGUAGAAAAGCAGAGAACAAUCACAAAAACACCCACAUGUUGGCAAACGCUUUCGCCUUCAGAAGCAGCAAGAAAUGGCACACUGCAGUGUUUGCCCGUACCAGUAAAGCACGAUAUGAUCGAUAAAGCUAUUGAACGAAUCAGCUAUUUGGAACCAAGUCAACAAAAGAAACUUCUAAAAGUGUUGGAGAAAAUUGAAGUGCCUUCCAGUGAUAGAUCAGAUAGCAGUACCAUAAAGGCAAGAAUUGGAAUGACUACUGAGACUCAACAGAGUAAUAGAACAUCAGGCAGCACAUUGAUGAAGGACAUAAUUUAUGUCACACUGGAAAUUUUGUCGAACUGGGGCAAUGUUGACAAAGUUGGCCUAACAGAAGUGCAAUUUUUUGACCUAAAACAUCAGAAGAUUUUUGUUUCUCCUCAUGAUGUUGAUGUCAGAAAUGCUCACAGUCCUGGGAACUUGAAUCGUUUAGUGAAUGGAAAGACAAAGACUACAAAGGAACGUCACAUGUGGACAUGCCCUUUCCGCCCACCAGUUCAAUUAUAUUUUGUUGUGCGUAGCCCAAUCAAAUCGUGUGACUUCGGUAUUUCUAAGAUCAAAAUUUGGAAUUAUAAUAGAAGCCUUAAUGAGCUUGAUGUUGGGGCAAAGGAUGUAAGGAUUUAUGUGGACAGUAAUCUGGUAUAUGAAGAAAAGCUUGAAAAAGGCUGUGGAAACCAAGUGUUCGAUUACAGUACAACCAUUGACUUGAGAACCAACAAAAGCAAAGCUUCACUUGAUACUUCCAGUGGGAGUGAUAUGGAAGAACAAACUGAAGAAAUGGUGAGCUCAGAAAGAGGCCCAAGCAUUGAGCCUCCAGAACAAGCAACUUCCUUAUUCUUUCGAAAUUCAGGUUUAAAGGAGAGAAACACAAUUGAUGCUUUCAGUGGGAGUGAUACAGAUGAUCAAGCUAAUGUAACUGAGAGCUCAAAAGCAAGCCUUAAUAUUGGUUCUCCACAUCAAGCAAGGUCCUCAUUCUUUUUAAAUUCUCACUUAGAAAAUAAGAAAACUACAUUAAUUGAUUUGAAUGAUUCACCAAAGAGCAGAAUUUCUGCCUUGGAGGAAGACAUAACGUUAACAGCCUCAGUUUCACUGGAGGCAUCGCUCCUGAGAGUAAAUAUUUCAGAAACCAAUAAGGAAGAAGAAAUUUAUUCUGAUGAAGAACCAGUUAUGAAAGACCAGCUGGAGAAAAUAACUGGAAAGAAAAUAACAGAAAUGCCAUCAGCUUCAAAAGUACCAUCGUGGCUAAAAUCACCAGAGAAAGAAAAACCCAAGCAAAGUAAAUGGAAAAAGCCUCCAUGGCUCAGUGAUGAGAAACUCGUAGAUGUAAAAGUUGACAACAACUCAGCUAAAACUAGUGAGGCAAAUUGUAAUUGGCCAGAUCUAUCUGACCCUGUCAGUAGUUACAAAAACUCAAUUGGUGGAACUGACAAGAUUUUAAAAUGUAAUAAGAAGAAGUUAGUCAACUCUUCUGAAAAGGGCAAAGUACUUACUGACAAGAAUUAUUUAGAUUUCCUGGAUGACUUCAGUGAAAGUGAGUGUUAUAUGCCCUCAUCACAGGAUGAGGAGAAUCAAAGAACUGACUUUCCUGUAAGUGGAAGGAGAAGCUCUGUGAAAAGUGCCAGAAAUAAAGAACUUUUUAAUAUUAAUGAAACUGAAGGACUUCUUAAAAUAGAUAAUCAGAGAACUACUUCAAAGACUUCAGGGUCUUCAAGACCCAAGUGGCAAAAUGAACAGGAUGACACACUGAUGGAAUCAUGGGAUUCUUUAUUAAAGUUUAACAGAUCACAGCGAGGUCGGAUAGCCAACAUGGAUUUUGAGGGAGACAUUUUUGAUGAGUUUUUGCAAGAGCAACGAAUUGGAAGAGAAAUAGGAUUGAAAUCCUUGCAUCAGGAAUCAAUGCAUGAAAAUGCUGAGAGUAUGGAACUUGCAAGCUCAGAGCUGGUGAAUAGAAUGGACAUAUUGAGGAGGCUUGACAAGUAUAAGAACUCCAAUUAUGCACCAGAUGCUUGA
Messenger RNA from Rhincodon typus (whale shark), 3264 nucleotides. Its product is annotated as protein KATNIP homolog. The transcript has 16 exons. NCBI's taxonomy places the organism in Eukaryota, Metazoa, Chordata, Chondrichthyes, Orectolobiformes, Rhincodontidae. The record is from RefSeq and is a predicted model, not a curated record. Bases 100 to 3264 code for a protein of 1054 amino acids.